CACACUGGAAUUGAAACCCGGAAGUGUAGAGCAGGCUGUUAGAUGGAGUUCUACAGGCAGGAAAGCUAAUGUCAAACAACUGUUUACUUGUUUAUUUUAUCUUGGGUAAUAUGCGGAAUUAAACUCGUGUUUUUUAUCUGCGUUUAUCGAUUUUAGUUAAAAGAGAAAACAUGAAUGAAACGCUAAAGUGAGUGUGUGUGUCCUUCUGUAAGACUGGGAACUGUGCAGCUGGAGAACACAGCGGUCAAAGUUCACAGCUGUUUGCUGUUAAAAUCUAAAAAAAAAAAUAACUGUUUUUUUCUUCUCUGGUGUCAUGUGUGAUUUAUCAUGGCCGUUUUGGAGGCGUUCAUUGGAACGGGUUAGUGUGCAGCUUUCUAAUGCCACGUCUACUGUAGUGUGACUGUGUGGUGUUCAGUGGUGCAGGCGCGUGCACUAUAAUACACAAUAAUAUCAUAACACACACACACAUCUUCCAUCUCGGUUUCAUUUCCGACACAUCUGAAAACCACCGACAGGAAAAAGAUGGCAAAAAGUAGCCGGAGGAUCCGAUCUGCCCCGGUGAACCCCGUGCGCGUCUCCGUGUCCGGUUGCGCGCCACCGCGUGUGUUUGGUGCUCGGUCUUUCCGGCUGUGGCUGUGGCGCGCGCUGCCGGUGAUCCUGAUCGUGAUGAUGAUAAUGCUGAUCUUAGGCUCUUACCUGUACAGUUACCCCGAGAUCAAUGACAGCCCAAAAUACAGCUCGGACCUGCUCAAGGACAAGUUCUCCCACAAGCCCGGGAAGUUAUCUUUGGCUCAGGUGCACCAGUUUGCUGCUCAGGUGGAUGGUGCCCGGCUAUGGGAGACCCAUUUGCGGCCCAUGCUGAUCGAGAGGGUACCAGGUACAGCAGGCAGCAAAGCUGUACUUCAGCACAUCGUCUCUCAGCUGCAUUCCCUUUCUGCAGGCUGGACUGUAGAGGAGGACUCAUUCCAGUCGUCUACUCCUCUAGGACCUGUGACCUUCAGCAACGUGCUGGCUGUGCUUGACCCCUCUGCCCCCCGCAGACUGCUUCUGGCCUGCCACCACGACUCCAAAAUCUUACCUCGAGACCCCAAAAACCCUCAACAGGUGUUUAUUGGAGCCAGUGACUCAGCCGUGCCCUGUGCAAUGCUGCUGGAGCUGGCAUCAGCGCUGGACACGCAGCUUAAAGCUCAGAAACAGAAGGGGUCUGCAGUGACGCUGCAGCUCGUUUUUUUCGACGGAGAGGAGGCGUUUGAGGAAUGGACUGAUACAGACUCUCUGUACGGCUCACGUCAUCUUGCUGAGCUCAUGGCCCACACAGCUCAUCCUCCAGGCUCAACACACACCACACAGCUGCAGGCAGUGGAUCUGUUCGUGCUCCUGGACUUACUAGGAGCUGCAGAGCCGCUCAUUGUCAAUCAUUUCGAUAACACCACACGCUGGUUCGACCGUCUGAUCGCUGCAGAGAAGAGGCUGCAUCGCCAGGGCUUGCUGACAUCUCACCAUUCAAACCAAAACUACUUCAGGAAAGAUGUUUAUCUGCUACCAGUGCAGGAUGACCAUGUCCCAUUUUUACUUCGAGGUGUUCCAAUCCUGCACCUGAUCGCAACCCCGUUCCCUUCAUUCUGGCACACUCUGCAGGACACGGAGGAGAACAUGCACCGGCCCACGGUUGAGAACCUCACCAAGAUCCUAGUCAUCUUCCUGGCUGAAUACCUGCAUCUCUGAGCCGACUCAGAUUCUCAAACACACAUACAUAUGGAUUUACCUUCUAUCUGUUACCUACUGGAAGAUAGCGAUGAUACAUAACCUCUUGGUCACAUACAGACACAACAUCAGCUGUGGAAGUGUGGUACGAUUAUUUUAAUUAAAUAUAUUAUAUAUGUCUGUUUCCUCUUUCUGCUGAAACAAGAGCCAUAAACACACACACAGUGGCAGCUGAUUCACUCAGUUUCCACACUGAAAUGAAGACAUUCAGCCAAAGACUGUUAUGAGCCUGUUCAUUUGACUUACUGCGUAAGUCUGAGCCAUGAGCCUGCUAACCUGUUGCACGUACAGUGCAGGGUAGAUCUGAAUGUAUGUUAAUAAUAAACAUUUUGUUAUUAAGCUUUUCAGCAGGACCUGUGACUGACCUCAUAUUUUAAUUUAGGUGAAAUCUGAAUAUUUUGAACACCAGAUUUUACCAAAAUCUGCGUACUAAUAGACCAUGUGCUGUCGCCUGUGCCUAAUCUGGAAUGCAUGUUUCUGCUUAAAUCGAUCUUCUGCAACUGCAUCAUACUGACUUUCUUUGAGCAGCUAUAGUCAAAUAAUCCACCUAAAUAAAUUGCAAUAAAACAUCUAUGUCUUAUUUUCUCUGUA
Molecule: messenger RNA, 2355 nt
Organism: Silurus meridionalis
Lineage: Eukaryota; Metazoa; Chordata; Actinopteri; Siluriformes; Siluridae
Gene: qpctla
Product: glutaminyl-peptide cyclotransferase-like a
Exons: 7
Coding region: 523-1725 (400 amino acids)
Molecular function (GO): glutaminyl-peptide cyclotransferase activity; zinc ion binding
Source: RefSeq, a predicted model, not a curated record